AUGGCUUGGCAGCCGAAUGUCACCACAAUGGCCAAGCAAAACAAAACGUCAAUGUAUGUCGAAUACGGUAACCUUAUUAAUGAAUUAGAACAGUACAUGCCGCAGUUCAAAGCAACUAUUAAAGACCUACAAGAGCCCUCUCAGUCAUUCGUUACAAAGUUCUACACAGACGUGUUUAACGAAUUCUUCUGCGAUGUGAAUAAUUUAAUUGAGAUCCAUAUCAAUCAAAAUCUUACGUACAAUGAAAUGUACAGUGAAACUGUACCGAUAUUGAACAUGUGUACAGCUUUGAAAUAUUUUUAUUCGAAAUUGGGAAUUGAUGAUUUUGGUUUGAAUGAUAUUUGUGAUCCGAGUUCAAAAAGAACAUACAACUUGCUACAAACAAUGAUUAACUUUAUUAAAUAUAGUGAUGAAAAAAUACAUGAAGUUGAUGCUAAAAUGAGAGCCAUUAGAAAUAUGAAAGAUACAAUUGAUAGACUUAAGAAGCAAAAGGAUAUCAUUGUGAACACAAUUAAUAAAAAGUCAAUAGACCGUAUACAACAAGGAGCUGAAUUAAAAACAGUCGCUCAAGAAGUGAAAGAUGGAAAAUCUGAAUUGACAAAAAUUCAAAAACAUAGAGAUGAUGUACUAAAAGAAUUGGAUAAAGUGAAGCAGGAUCAAGAUGAUAUUGAGAAAAAAUGUUCAAAGUUGUGCGAACUUAAAGAUAAUAUCAUAAGAGAUAUAAAUGAUCUUAGAGCACAAAUUGUAGAGGCUCCGGAUUUAUUAAAAGCCGAUCAUGAACGUUUAAAACGAUUAAAAAACGAAAUAACAGAAAAGAAAUCUGCAAUGAUGGCACAAGUCAGCGCUAAAAAACAAACUGUUAUAAUUCUGGAACAAGAACUAGCAGGCCAAGAAAAGCGAUUACGUUUGUUAACAGAUGUAACUGAAAAAAAUGAAAAACUUUUUAAAUUAUUCAAUGAAAUUGAAACAAUGUCACAAAAAAAAUCUGACUUAGAAGAGUCUUCUGAACAUUUAAAGGAGAAGAUUGAAAUCAUGGAACGUGAACGAGCUGAUAUAAACAACAAAAUAAAUUAUUUUGGUAAAGAAAUGGAGAGGGAACACAAUUCAUACAAGUCUAAAUAUGAUGCAUUAAAUAAAGAAAUUGACAGUAUGAUACAACAAUCCAGUCAUCAAUCCGAAACUAUAAAGUCGUUAGAAUUUGAGAUUAACAAAUGUAAUUUGCGUAAGAAUGAAUUGAAAACUGAAGUAAUUACUAUUAUGAAAGAUUUUGAAAUUGCCAAGAAUGAUUUAAAUGAAUUAGUGAGUUCAAUUGUUAUAUUUUUAGUUUAUGUGAACUAA
This is a messenger RNA of Acyrthosiphon pisum (pea aphid), 1338 nucleotides long. Its product is annotated as putative kinetochore protein NUF2. The coding region runs from base 1 to 1338 and encodes 445 amino acids. The transcript has 7 exons. NCBI's taxonomy places the organism in Eukaryota, Metazoa, Arthropoda, Insecta, Hemiptera, Aphididae. The record is from RefSeq and is a predicted model, not a curated record. Gene Ontology annotation, cellular component: kinetochore; Ndc80 complex.